Messenger RNA from Durusdinium trenchii, 960 nucleotides. NCBI's taxonomy places the organism in Eukaryota, Dinophyceae, Suessiales, Symbiodiniaceae. The record is from the annotation of a GenBank genome assembly.
AUGCCAAGAGCAACGUGUACGUGCUCAGCAACAAGUGUGAAGGAUCCAAAGACCUUCUGUCUCAACUACGUGAAGCGAACGCGGAGCUCCGGGAACAUUUGGCAGCCAAAACGGCCGGAGGGGGGAAUGGAAUGGCAGUGUGCGAAGCUGAAAGCCGGUGCCAAGGAUACCCCGAGAGCACAAGUGUCAAAAGCGAACGAUUCCUUGUUUGUGGUUCCUACGCCUGUGCGAUUGUCCAACCGUAUGCUGAAUACGAUCCGAACGAAGAUCAAAACAGCAGCCUACGAAGGACCUCAAGGACAUGGCUUCGAUGUGAUGUUCAAUCGCUUCGACCAGGAUGGUUCGGGCUCCUUAACGGCACGGGAGGUGCGCCGUGCUCUGAGGAGGAGCUUAAGGAUUCCGGAGGGCACCCUCAGUGACCAGCAGAUCAUCUCACUUUGCGCAUGGUUGGACAUCGAUGGCUCUGGCCUCGUAGAGAUCGAUGAUCUCGUGGCUUUUCUGAGUGUGGAGCCACAGAUCGAGCCUCCUCGUUUGAAGAGCACGGUCGAACUGGAGGGUCAGGCCUCCAACCGGUCCUUCGAGCUUGAUUGUUUUGUAACCCCAAGACGAAGCCAAGCAACGCAAACCCGCAGCAAAGCGCCACCAUUAAGCAAGGGGCUCUUGAGCACGCUUCGAUCCAAGAUGAAGGCGGCCUCCUACGCUGGUCACUUGGGUUGCGAUCUGAAGGCACUCUUCUCACGAUUCGAUCACACGGGCACUGGAGUUCUGGAGGAAGAACAGCUUCGCCAAGUGAUUCGACGAGCCAUGAGGAUCGCCCCGUCGGUGAUCUCAGAUGCACAGAUUGCCAAGCUGUGCACCAUGCUGGACAAAGAAGCCCUCGGAGCCAUCGGCAUUGACACGUUGGUGGACUUUGUGAGCAAAGAUCCAGAACGUGGUGGCAGGAAUCUCCACAACGAGUGA